Trichoplusia ni (cabbage looper) is the source of this 3697-nucleotide messenger RNA. Its product is annotated as Fanconi anemia group J protein homolog. The transcript has 19 exons. Gene Ontology annotation, molecular function: ATP binding; DNA helicase activity; DNA binding. Gene Ontology annotation, cellular component: nucleus. Gene Ontology annotation, biological process: double-strand break repair involved in meiotic recombination; nucleotide-excision repair. NCBI's taxonomy places the organism in Eukaryota, Metazoa, Arthropoda, Insecta, Lepidoptera, Noctuidae. Bases 226 to 3162 code for a protein of 978 amino acids. The record is from RefSeq and is a predicted model, not a curated record.
ACAAUCGGCUCAGCUGUUUAUUUUUGUUGAGUCCGUUUUGCAUUGUUUAAUUAAUUAGAUAUUUUGUUAUUAUUUCCGGCAAUAACUCACCAUAAUAUAAUCCAGUGGUUUCCUUAUGAGUGAUAGUGUAUAAAUAAUGGUCUGAUACGGUGUUACAAAGUGUAUGAGAAGGCUCGAAUAAAGCGCGGGAACUUGUUAAAUCUGGAUUGAGUGUGUUACUUGAAUAUGUCUGCAAACAUUGAGAUUUCCGACGAUGAUGACAGUUUUAAUGAUCCAGGGAUGUCUGAAAUAAUGCUAAAUAACUUUAAUGAGGAUGUAGUAUCAAUUAGUAGUGAUGAAGAAGCACAAAUGUCAGCUAUGGACGGAGUGGACGAAAUACCAGACAUUCCCGUUAUAUCGGACGAUGAUGAGCUCCCAGAAGUGAUUGAAAAGAAGAACAAAGCAAUAAAAUCAUUAUUCCAGUCGAAAAGACCCAAAGCUAAUAGGAUAGCCAAGAAGGUUGAACAAAACAGGUCCAAUAUCACGAGUUAUUUUGCUCCCAAACCAGUUGUUAAAGAGAGGAGGGUAUCACCUGUAGAAGGACCUAAAGUGGUCUUUAAUAGAAUGAUAGAAGGUGUGAAUGUUAAGUUACCGGUCAAUCCAUAUGGCAGCCAGGUGGCUUUGAUGUCCAAGAUAAUAACUGCCAUCAAGAAGGGAGAGAACUGUAUACUGGAGAGCCCGACAGGAUCUGGCAAGACCCUGGCGCUGCUGUGCGGAGCUCUGGCUUGGCAGCAACAUGAACAAAACCGUCUAAGCCAGCUCCAAGCGCAGCAGUACUUCGCCCAGCACCCAGCAAUAAAGAAGGAUGGAGUCGCCGACUACAUCAGCACUCCAGUACACCAGAAGACUGACGUCACCCCGGAGAAACUCUUCACCAAGAAUAACUUUGGAGAGAAAAGUAUAUACUACAAGCCAGAGAAUGGUGAGACCUCCAGCACUCGGCAGGAGAAAACUCCAUACAGAGAGAACGAAGAUGAAACUACAAACCUCGUGAACAUUCACAAGCGGCGUCGCCUGGGUUCCGCUGAAUUCGAAGAUGACGUCACAACCCCAAUCCCAUCGACUCCUGAAAAAAUGAUCCAAGUUGAUAAACCUGAAACACCGGAGAGCGUAAGAAACCUUUACGGAUUGGUGGAGAAUCUCCGUGUCUGCACAUCAAUGAUUGUUGCUUCCAGCCUCCCUACGAUAUACUAUGGCGCCCGGACCCACUCGCAGUUGAAGCAGGUUAUAAAGGAGUUCCGACGGACAUCGUACUGUGGAGAGAUGAAGAUGACUCUCCUGUCCAGUAGAGACAAGUCGUGUAUCAAGGAGUUGGACAGAAGGACGUGGAGCUCCAAGAAUGAUAUGUGUAGAGCUUGUAUUAAGCCGCAAUCCGGCUCGAGGCGAGACAACACGAACUGCAAGUACUACGACAACCGGACAGCAUUCACUCACAACACACUCCCAGAUGCCUUUGAUCUUGAAGACCUGGUGGAGAUCGGCGUGGAGAGAGAAGCUUGUCCUUACUACGGAGCCAGGGCUCUGGCCAAGACUGCCCAUAUUGUGUUCUGCCCAUAUAACUACUUGAUUGAUCCCAGCAUCAGGAGUAGUCUCUCAAUAAGCCUGGAAAAGAACAUAGUGAUAAUAGACGAGGCUCACAACAUCGAGGGCAUCUGUCGCGACGUCGCGACCGUCAGCAUCACGCAGCAGCAGAUCAGGACCUCUCUCAAAGAACUGGAGACUGUGAUGACAUAUACAGUUUCCAACCAAGAUGUGAUGCAUUUUAUAGAAUGUCUAGUGCGGAAUCUCAGAGACUGGAAUGAUUGGUUCGAGCAUCAGAUGCCGUUAGUAAAACAACAGCCUGUACAAAACAACGAGGCGGUACAUCUGUGGGAGGCUCGCAACUUUGUGAACACCCUCAAUAAUCACAACAUUGGAAGCGUACAUUAUAGCGAAUUCAAGCGCAACUCUUCAAGCUUCUGCCGCCGUUUGCGUGAGGACCCGCGGACUCUGUACGGCGUCACGCAGGCCACAGGAACACUAUUAGAGUCACUGGAUAUGGCACUAGGGUUCAUGUUCCGCGGCGAGUGCCAGUACCUGGACGACUACAAGCCGGCGCUGGUGCGACACGUCACCGGCAGAACCAACACGCUCUCUGACCAAGUCUCUUGGAGGUCUUCCAAUUUUAACGAUUGGAUAGCAAAAGACGAGCUGAUCCUGAACCUGUUGUGCAUGAACCCUGGCAUCGUGAUGGAGGAGCUGCAGUCAGCCCGCUGCAUAGCCCUGGCCUCCGGGACCCUCACCCCCCUCAGCAGCCUGCACUCCGAGCUGGCCACCAGCUUCCCGCACUGCGUCAGCCCCAACCAUGUCAUACCGGCUGACAGGGUGUGGGUGGGGUCCCUGCACGGCUCGGCCAGCGGCCCCCAGGCGUACAGCAGCGCGGGGCUGCGCGGGGCCGCGGGGCCGCGCGCGCUCGGGGCCGCGCUGCUGCGGGUGGCCGCGCUUACGCCGCACGGCCUGCUCUGCUUCCUGCCCUCCUACUCGCUGCUCGACAGGCUGCUCAAGGAUUGGCAAGAGACAGGGUUGUGGGACAAACUAACACAACUCAAGAACGUAUUCUAUGAGAAGAGGAGGGAUUCUGAACACAUCGAGACUAUGGAGUCUUUCUACCGUACCGUUGGCACUGAUAAGGGCGCCCUGUUGUUCGCGGUGUACCGCGGCAAGGUAUCUGAAGGCAUGGACUUCAAGGACCAUCAGGCGAGGGCUGUAGUAUGUGUGGGUAUACCAUACCCGAACACAUUCGACCCCGCUGUGGACUCCAAAAUGAAGUACAAUGAUAAGUAUGUGUCGGGCAGACAGCUUCUGUCUGGCAAAGAGUGGCUGAGGGUGCAGGCUUAUAGGGCUCUGAACCAGGCGGUGGGUCGCUGUGUCCGACACCGCGGCGACUGGGGCGCAGUGCUGCUGGUGGACUCGCGCUACAGCCAGGACUACUACACGGAACAUCUGUCCAAAUGGGUCAAGAGAUUUUUGGGCAACAACCACCACACGUACGAAACUCUAAUAGGCAAAAACAACCACAACAGCUUAGAAUCCUUCAUGGAAAGAAUGAAGAUCGUACAAGAAGAAGAAAGCCUCAAUGCUUAAGAAUCAAGACUGACCCAGAAAUAGAAAGAAGGAAAUCCACUGAAAGAAGUAAAGCAGCAAAAGUAAAACGUAUGUGAAAAAUACUUAGCUAAAUGUAGUUCUUCGAUGUCUUUCUCUCUCUAUAUUUCUCUUGGCAAUGAAAAGGACAGCAUGAUAUCUUACGCGAGAUUUUAAUAUGCGUUGUACUUAAAAAUAAACGGGCGAAUAACUGCUGUUACUAAAAAGAUGAUCUAUAGAAUCUCAUGUCAAGUAAUUAUGAUUGUGAAUGACUCAAGUCUACCACCAAAUCUCAGAGCUGAAAGAAGUUCAGUGAAUGUUCUCUUUCACAUUUGCCGCUAGAUGGCGUUGGAUGAAUAUAAUUUUUAGGCGAACUGUGUUGACCAUUGUCUAGAUAUUCCAAGUUUUUUAUUUCUAUGUCUUGUGAUUGUCUUUGCUCAGUAAUUUAGUUACAUGUAUAAUUAGAGUUGUUUUUCGACUGCUAAGUCCUUAAUCAUAAGCUGAUCGACACUAACGGCCGCUUUCUAUAUUCGAUCUC